This is a messenger RNA of Theileria annulata, 2841 nucleotides long. RefSeq lists its product as uncharacterized. Bases 1 to 2841 code for a protein of 946 amino acids. NCBI's taxonomy places the organism in Eukaryota, Apicomplexa, Aconoidasida, Piroplasmida, Theileriidae. The record is from RefSeq and is a predicted model, not a curated record. The transcript is spliced from 4 exons.
AUGAAAAAUACAUACACAUUUUUGUUAUAUUUGGGUAUUGGUUUAUUUGUGCUGAGUUCUAAUUGUUUUGAAUUAGAUAUUGGACAAAUAAGUAAAUAUCGUAAAGGAGGAAAUGAGAUCAAUGUUUACAGAGAUGACACUGAUUCUUUUUACAAACAUCAACCUUAUGAACCUUUUUUGUUAAAGGAAUUGUACUAUGAUGAUGAAGUAAUAUAUUUUGAUCCUCUACUAACUUCUGAUCAACUUUUGAUCUCUGCCUCUGUUCUUUGGGUAUUGGAUAAUCCAACAGUAAUCCACUUAAAUCUGGAAAAAUCAACAAUUAUGCUCUUGAAUGAAAACAAUUCAUCACUAAGUGUAGAAGCUAUAUUUUCAUGUAAAAACAUUUCUAAUAUAAAUCAUAAAUUUCAUCCUGGUUCUGAUAAUGAUGUUGAUGUAGAUAUAAAACAAACUCAAAACUACAGUAGUAAUUCAUUGAAUGUUUCUGUUAAUCAACUUCAUUUAUCAGGAAAUGGUCUAGAAAACUUUGUAUUAAGGUAUUAUGACCUUGGUUCAUACAAAUUAAAUAGCCUUAAGUAUGGAGAUGAUGUUCUGAAGACUGUAACUGAAACAUCCACUCAAAACAAAGAGGUCAUUCUAGAGGUUCCUAACAAGGAACAGGUAUAUGGAGUAUAUGUCUACAGUUAUAAUGACUUUCCUCUAAUGAUUGAGUUGGUGUAUACUUACAAUAAAAGGCUGUAUUAUGGUAAUUGUACUGUAAGAAAGUGGCAUAAAUUACUUAUGGUACCUCUAAAUGAUCCAUCAUAUUAUGAAAAUCUACUUAACAAGCUUAAUUAUUACGCCUGCAAGAAUGGAUUCAAGAUUACUAUAGAUGCUAAUAGGAAAGCAGAAGAAGCCCAGGGUUACUAUGAUAUUGAUAAUUAUUGCCUUGGACCUAAUGGAGUAGAACCUGUUCAAAAUAAAUUAGAUUUAAAGCUUGAAAAACGUAGUGAUAACAUGAAAUACAAAUGCUUUGAACACUCAGGUGAGGAUGAUAGAAAAUUCUUUACGGAUAAUUUAUAUUAUGAGAAUUCAAUUUUUGAACUGCAGAAUUUACCAAAAAAGAUAGAUUCUAUAAGAGUCUAUCGAUAUCGCGAUAAUAAACCAUGCUUAAUUACUAUUGUAAGCAAAAAUUCUUUGUUGUAUUAUAAACGUGAGGGUGAUAGUUGGAAAUACUUCAAUACUGAUGAGAAUCUUCCAGAUAUAAAUACCAAAUUUAAUGAGAAAAUAAACAGACUUUUGGAUGAGCUUGAUCCCGAUGAAGAACUUCUUGAGGAGAAUCUAAUAGAUCACAAAUGGAAGAAGGAACCCAAACUAAACCUUAAUGAAGAAACUGUUAAAUCUCUACCAGACAAUGUAACGAUAAAAGUUCAAGGUAAUGAAACCUAUGAAAUGCCAACGUUGAAGUAUGACAAUAAUCAAUUGGAAUCAAAAAUAUUGAAAAGGUUUCAAUUUGAUAUAUAUAGUUAUAUGGAUCCCAUUGAGCAAAUAUCAUCAAUUAUUAAUGGUGAUCUGGAAACUAAGAUAGUUGUGGAGACAAAACCAAACUGUGCCUUGAUAGCCAUCUAUUAUGAUGGAAGACCUAUUAUUGAAUUCGAAAAGGAAGAUGUGUUAAUUCACAAAGCAAUUUAUUUUUAUCGCAAACCAACUGAUGAUAUGGAUGUUUACCUGUAUACCAACAGUUUAUGGGAACUAGUGUCCAAAGAACCUGUAACACUAGCAGAUUCCCAUCAAACAAACCAAGAUUUGAAAAAUUAUUUUGAUAAAGUUAAAAAACAUGAUACAGCUGGAACUCAAAAGCCCAAAGAAAUUAAAGUAACUAAUGUAGAAAUAGAAUUGAUGACCAUACAUCAAUUAGCGAUACUGACACGUAAUUACGCAAAGGAGAAUAUUGACACAAUAAAGAGAGAUCAAUCUAAGAAUAAUGACACAGAAAGAGAGAUUGAUGUAUCCAAAUUAAAUCCUUCUUCCUGUACUAAUAAAUUUGGUUACUUCAAAAUAAUCAAAGAAAAUGAAAAGAAAAUUCUAGAAUUAACAGAUACAUUGAACCAUUUUGUAAAGCUCAUAGAAUACAGUAAGGAAGAUGAUGAAUUGAAUCUGUUUCAAAAGAAACCAGCUGAUAAUGAGUGGAAGUUUAUAAUACUUCAACCUGUAAUGUGUCUUUAUAAAAGGGACAGUGAGCCUCUGAAACAAUACUUUACUAAAAUGAAUGAGAUUAAUAAUUUUGAUUACAAUGUUGAUAUAUUUGAAGGGAUAAUACGUCUGCUUCCUAAUAUAAAUGUCAAUAUAACAACCAAAUUAAACGAAAGGUAUAAUAUUACUACUAUUAGCAAAAACUUGGCGCUUUUGAAGAAUAAUCAAAUUGUUAAAAAAGAUUUUGAUGUACAUUAUUAUCUUCAUAAAGAUUACACGAAUAGAACUGUUGUAGAAUAUCAUAAAUGUAUGGAUUUGAGAAGAAAUGGAAGAGAUGAAGCUAAGGCACAUGCACUGCCAUUAUACGGAAUCAAUCAUAUUAAAUGGAAUUAUAAUGAUGUUUUUAAGGUUGAUGUCAAAGAUAGGUGUGUAUUCCUCUCUGUGGAAUAUAUUCAUAAGGAUAACCAUACUCAUAUAUACGGAUAUACCAAUGCGUUAUAUGUAUUUCAUGCCUAUAGACAUGAUAAUGAAGGUUAUAAAUAUCAUAAUUGGAAACGUAGAAAAGAACGAGCUGUAAUUGAUGAAUCGACUAAUGAUGAUCCCAAAGUUUGUAGAGACUUAAAAAAGUAUUUCAAAUUGACAAAGAAUAUCAGCAAAUUCGAUCUUGAUUAA